Messenger RNA from Rhagoletis pomonella (apple maggot), 2289 nucleotides. RefSeq names its product protein snail-like. The record is from RefSeq and is a predicted model, not a curated record. The transcript has a single exon. The coding region runs from base 304 to 1677 and encodes 457 amino acids. Lineage: Eukaryota; Metazoa; Arthropoda; Insecta; Diptera; Tephritidae. Gene Ontology annotation, molecular function: RNA polymerase II cis-regulatory region sequence-specific DNA binding; DNA-binding transcription factor activity, RNA polymerase II-specific. Gene Ontology annotation, biological process: regulation of DNA-templated transcription.
CAGCAGUGCUCGCAGAGUGAGGAACAACAUCGAAAAUUUUGAAGAAUAAAAACAAAAUAAAAAAAUCUAAAUCGAAUUAAUUUCAUGUGCUGAAGACGAACUUCGUCGCUGCGCUGUUUUGAUUUUUUUCAUUGUGAGAGAAUAGUAAAAGACAAUAAUAAAAAAGUGCGCAAUACUAUUUGUGAAAUAGACACAGCUCGACAAAAAAGAGUAAAAAACGUAAAAAAAACAGUUAAAAAGUUUAUUAAAAUAUCAAGUGCAAAAUCUAUACUUUAUAUAUCAAAAGAACACACAUCCCCGAAAAUGGCCACCACACACGCCGCCCAGGAUACAACCACAAAAUACAAAAGUUGUCCGCUCAAGAAGCGACCCAUCAAGUACGAGCAAGCAGGCGAAAAGGAAACAGUACUCCCCGCGAUUGCGAUUGCACCGCUACAAUAUUACGCCGCAGCGGCUGCCUUCCAAGUGGCCAGCGUCACCACCAUCAAGCAGGAGCCGCAACUAGAGCACCUCCAAGACGAACAGCCGCAAGAUCUUUCGCUGAAACGUAAAGCCAGCGUGAACUUUGCAGACUACAGCGUGCCCGCUAAGCGUGAAUAUGUGCUCAAUCUCUCCAAGUGCAGCUAUCCGGAGGCGCCAUUGUCUAUACCAACCCGGCACUACCGUCCCGAUUCGCCGGCCAACUCUGUGAACUCACUUCAUAACGCGGAGUUUGCUUUGACAUCAUCGUCGGCUAUGCUUUCGCCGGCUGGGGAUUACGACGAGUCAGACUAUCACCCACACCAGCCAGCCAACAUACAUUUGCGUGGUCUGACCGCUGCCACCAGCGGCUACACCACAGCCUCCACCAAUUACAAAUCAGCCUUCAUGCUAGCCGCUGGCGCAACACCGAUGACAGCGCUUUGGAGCGCCUACCAACCAGCGUUGAGCGGUGGCAAUCUCAGCUCGAUCUUUCCUUCGCCAGCCUCUUCGAUCGCCACCUCACCGCGUUCGGCGUACAGCUAUCAACAUAUGACACCACCAUCCAGUCCGGGUUCGGAAGCUGGCUCAGAGCCUGAGGAUCUUAGUGUACGCAAUGAUAUACCACUGCCAGCUUUGUAUCAUCACACCGAACUGGCAUUGUCUGCAUCGUCCUCGAGCAGCGGCGGCAGCAAAUCGCUAAAGUGCCAUGAUAGCGCUGCCUCGGCUCACCACAGCGCAAGCUCCAAUGCGGCACAAAAGCAUGCGAAUUAUCGCUACAAAUGCGAUAAGUGUAGCAAAAUGUACUCCACCUCGAUUGGUCUAUCCAAGCAUCAGCAAUUCCAUUGCCCUGCCGCCGUUUGCAAUCAGGAUAAGAAGCAACAUUCAUGCCAUGAGUGUGGCAAGUUGUACACCACUGUCGGCGCUCUGAAGAUGCACAUACGCACCCAUACAUUGCCCUGCAAAUGUCCCAUUUGCGGUAAGGCUUUUUCGCGCCCUUGGCUAUUGCAGGGCCAUAUACGCACACACACCGGCGAGAAACCCUUCCAUUGCAGCGACUGUCCGCGCUCGUUUGCCGAUCGCUCGAAUUUGCGCGCCCACCAGCAGACGCAUGUCGAGGUGAAGCGGUACGCCUGCAAGGUAUGCAACAAAUCCUUCUCGCGCAUGUCGCUGCUCAACAAGCACGCUAGCUCCAAUUGCACCAUUACAAUUGUGUAGAUUAGCGUGCGGCGUGUUGAGGUUUGAAGUGAAUUGAACGUUCGUGAAUUGAGCGACAAUAAUUGCCUUGGAAAAACGUUACGCGUACCUACGAAAAAGUGCCAGCAGCAGUGCGGAGUGGGUAAAAGAAAUACUCAGUAUUUUAUUUGAAUUGCAUUCAAUUUUAUUUAUUUGUAUGUAAAUUUAUUUUAAUUUUUAAGUGUAAAUAGUGUAACUUAUUGAAUUUCUAUUUAUGUAAUCGCAUUUGUGGCAGCAUUGAGUUUAUGUUUUAUAAGUUCUAGUCGAAUUCGUUUUAUUUGGAAUUUCGAAAAAUUCUUUUAAGUUGUGUUUGUUAUUUAAAACUUUUGUUUGUAGUUUUGAAUUAUUUUUUUUAUAUUUUUUUUUUUGUUUAAAGAAUUUUAUUUUCAUUUCAAGUGUAUAUUUGAGUUAAUUUAACUUACCAGAAGCAGCACUCGACCAAAUUUGCUCAUAAGAAUACAAAUUUAGACUUAAACUUUUUAUAUAAAAAUUUUAGUGUAAGCAAUUUUAAUAAAGAAAAACUAUACAAAUUGUUGUAAUAGUUUAUAAGUUGGCUAUUUAUAAGCUUAUUUUUAUAAAAUGGAGGACACUAAA